AUGGCUGCGGACGAUCCUCUUCACUGUCCAGACUUCGCAAAAAGCCCUUUUCGUGGGACUCAUCCUGUAGAACCCGUUUUGCUAAAGGCUUUAAGUAUGCACAAAAACGAGGAAACAGGAGCAUCAGAUGUUUUAGCACUAAAAAAUCUUCGGUCAAAUACCAUAAAAUUUCUCGAGAGACAAUAUCAGAGAAUUCAGGAAGCCGUCAAUGAUUUGGUCAGAUUUGUCGAAGACCAGAAGGUAAGCGGAGGUCUGCUCGAUCCUGCUCAAUCACCACUAUUCGAAUCGUCUCCUGGAGCGCAAAGCGAGGUACUUGUUUUGUCGAAAAACUAUGCAGAAUCUUUGGAUAGAGAAAUCACAGCGGCGACUAAGAUUGCUAUUUGCAAAUUGAACGGUCAACAUGAGAAGAGAUUCGAACUGCUUCCCUGGGAGAUUGCCAUUAAGGAAUGCACAAGUGCUUAUAGAGAUGGAGACGUGGAAGAAUUCGUGGCAAAUCUCAAAUUUGUAGUCGAUGACAUGGAUACUCAGUACCUUGCCAUCCGUAACGUGAGGAAGCGGCUCCUCGAAUGA
Botrytis porri is the source of this 570-nucleotide messenger RNA. RefSeq lists its product as uncharacterized. The transcript has a single exon. The coding region runs from base 1 to 570 and encodes 189 amino acids. NCBI's taxonomy places the organism in Eukaryota, Fungi, Ascomycota, Leotiomycetes, Helotiales, Sclerotiniaceae. The record is from RefSeq and is a predicted model, not a curated record.